CAGAAGUCAAACAUCGAGCGUUGAUCGUUGAUCGUUGCAGCCGGACCAAUCAUUCUUGAAGUACAAUUUUAAAAAUGUUGGGAAAACACACGCGUCUCUCAAAGAUACUAUUUGUUAUUAUCUUCGUGAAAGUGUUCAUUCUUUUAGUGCUUCUUUGUCUCAACACGUCUGACAUACAAUGGAGAAGUCAUAGUCACGGUCGUCGUGCUGUGCUUAUAAAUGAUCUGCUGAUCGAUAGACGCGAAGCUCCCAGUUUGGAGGAGCGCCUAAAACUAAUACGGGAAGAGAUGCCAUCGUUUCCGCUUGAGGAGCUGUUGCGAAGACCCCGAUAUCUUACAAAAACAAAUUGCGCCGUGGCUCCCGACUUUAUGAACAUUGAGUAUCACAAUGAAUACUGGCAGGUUCUCCACAAUGUCAACUUUACCUUUUAUUUCUUUGGCGCAUACUAUGAUGACCGAAAGGCGGUUCCCAAAACUCCGUUAGUGCGAUUGCUAAGCAUGACAAAUCAUUAUGGGAAAGAAAAUGAACUCAAGUAUCCAGUGACGUAUUGCCAGCUGUGGUAUAAGAAUCGUCCUGAUCCUGUAAUUGUUGAAGCCACAGAUCACAAGAUCGUUUGGAUCUGGGGCGGUGCAUCAAGACGUUACUACCCAACGCUUAUCAGCUGCCCAUUGGCAAAAUCAAAUGGUACUCAGGAAGUGCCCGAGAUGGUUUCUCUCGUUGCAGAUCGUUGCGAUCGGGCCAAGAAUCUGUUGCGAGUCGUCCACGAAUUAGACGAGGAAAGCCCUACAGCAAAAGGCACUACUGAAAUGGUCAAGAGUCCGCCGGGAAAGCAAUCGCCGAAAAUGGCAAAGAAGGACUCGAAGCAGGAAAAACCUCUUCGUUUUAUGGUCUGUUUAAAAGCGAUGGAUUUUCCCUACAUUGACAUGUCCUGGCGAUUGAUUGAAUGGCUUGAGCUAUUGCGACUGCUUGGAGUAGACAAAGUCGUCUUCUACGAUGCUCAGAUGCAUGCAAAUAUGACACGUGUGCUGGAUGAUUAUAAGAUUUCCAGUCCUGGCUUUGUGGAGGUGCGUCCCAUGUCCUUGGGUCGCGGAGAGCCGCACUCACCGCGUCAUUUUCAUCACUAUGCAUUGGAUGCCGAUGGCUUCAAUCGCAUAUUGAAUGAGAUGAUACCCUAUAAUGACUGCUAUUAUCGUAAUAUGUAUAAAUACGACUAUAUUGGAGUCUUUGAUAUCGACGAGGUCAUCAUGCCGCUGGGAAAUGUCACCAACUGGAAUGAUCUGAUCAAAUUGGCCCAUCGUGUACCCGACUACGAGAGAGACUCAUCCAAAUGCAAGGACUGGGUAAGCUUCUGCUUUAGGAACGUCUACUUUCCCCGCUACGUAGAGCGACCCAAGGUCUACAAGCAGCUGCCCAGUUUCUACUACAUGUUGCAGCAUGUGGAACGUGUGGCUGAACACUGUGAUCGCUAUUCUGCCACCAAGUGUUUGCACUCCACAAAAUAUGCAGUCGGACUGCAUAAUCACUUUCCACUUCAUCGUGCCGAGACUGGCGAAUGUGCCGCCAAAUCUGUGCCAAUUGAGUUUGCCCAACUGCAACAUUAUCGUGAACCCGACAACAAGACCCGUCUGAUAAAUCCAAUCAUCGAUGAUAGCAUCUGGCGUUUCCAGCCCAAGCUUCAACAAAGGGUCUACGGUAAAUACAAGAAACUUGGCUUUCUUCCCAACAUCCAUGAUGUGGAGGCUGCCGAAGAGCGACGCAUUCAUAACGAUGAGCAACAACUUCGCAAAGCUAUAUCCAUUACAAAUAAUUAG
Molecule: messenger RNA, 1811 nt
Organism: Drosophila innubila
Lineage: Eukaryota; Metazoa; Arthropoda; Insecta; Diptera; Drosophilidae
Exons: 2
Coding region: 75-1811 (578 amino acids)
Source: RefSeq, a predicted model, not a curated record